AUGGCCAAAUCUCUCACCAACACUCGAGAUAGCAUCCAAUGUAAUAAACAAAAUAAAUCCGAGCUCAAUAUGAACAAAAAAUUUACUGGAUCAAUUAAAGAAAACAAAAAGAACGCCUCCAAAGAUACUAAAAUUAGCAAGAAAAUAUUAAAAGAGUAUUUACAUGCUAUUAAAAAAGAUCCACAACGAAAACCUAAAGAGAAUAUUAGAAAACCAUCAACAGGAAACUCCAAUACCAACCAAAUCAACUGG
Messenger RNA from Dentiscutata heterogama, 252 nucleotides. Lineage: Eukaryota; Fungi; Glomeromycota; Glomeromycetes; Diversisporales; Gigasporaceae. The record is from the annotation of a GenBank genome assembly.